CCUAUCUCAGCAGAUAAUCAAAAAACGGUUGCAAAACUGUUGAGUCUGCUGAACGCAGCCAAUUUCUUCGAUCUUAGGAGCGAAACAUAACCUAUUUUAGACCAAACUUCGCGUCAGUCGUCAUUAGCACCACUGGAUAGUUGGUUUCAUCAACUUUUUUGACAAACAGUAUGAAAUUACAAUUGUCAAACCUGCCAAACUAUUUUAUGGAACAUGGGAGAUAAAGAGCAUCAUGUUCACUUUAGUGGUGGAAGUGGAUUUGGAAAAGAUAACAAUAUUAUGAUACAGCCACAGCGACAUGGUCAUAUAGAUGCUCAUUUAGGGUUCUUGCAACUGUAUCACAGAUAUCACAUAGAAUUUUCAGUACCAUGGAACACAUGUAUUCAUCCAGAAGAAAAGACAGUAGCUCCGGCAGUAAUUGCAGGAAGUUGCAAUGCAAAUUGUCACAUUGUCGAUUUUGCACAAGAAAAAGAUGGUUUAAGGUUAAAAAUAGAGCUAUUGGCACAUAAGGAGAAAAUACUAAAAGAAGAUGUCGAAGUGAUGUGUUGUCCAUCAGGUACUCCAUUAAAAAUUGUACUGAAUGCACGUGUUUUAGCUAAAGACAAAGGUACACCAUUGUUGAGAAACGGCAUACGUAGUAUUGCUGUAGAAGGAACCAACGAAGAUGAGAUGUCUGAAUAAUGUUGCUUAUUAUCGAACUGUCUUUCACUGAUAAAUAUUUAAGCAUUUAUGGCCGGUAUUCAUAGUCAUUUCUUAUUUCAAGACCGUCUUAAGUAAUGUCUCAACACGCUAAUGCGGUCCUCUGGUUGAUUCGUGACAUCACAAGGCUGAACUUAAGACGAUCUUGAAUAUAAGAACUAUGAAUACCGGUCUAAGUGCUGAAUACUAGUUAAAAGUUCGAACAACUCAGUAUAAUUAAAAGAUCUUGUAUCAAACUACAGCGAACGUUGCAAUUGUAAAUGGCCAAGCUCCACGAAAAAAGAUAAUUUGCCUACUGCUCUUAAGAAUAUAUCACGUGCAAGAUGUCUGCAAAAGCAAUAAUAAUACCACUUAUUCUCUACUUACUAUGUACGCAUUAUGUAUUAAACAAAUUAUAUUUUGUUAUUAUUUUAUAUCGAUCGAUAUUGAUGUUAUCGAUCGAUAUCGAUUGAUAUCGAUGUUUCAACGAAACUUCCGCUAAAUAAAUAUCAGUGGCACUAAAUUACUUUUCAACUGUGAUCAUGAAAAUUGAUUAAUUAUUCGAAUAAACUGAGACGUGAAGUUCUUCCCCAUAUUAUUGUCAACCAUCUUUGGCAUUUAUUAAAAUCGCAUCAAUUUACCGUCUUAUGUAUACAGAAUGUCCCAUUGUAAUUGCUCUAGGAAAAUAUCUU
Molecule: messenger RNA, 1370 nt
Organism: Mycetomoellerius zeteki
Lineage: Eukaryota; Metazoa; Arthropoda; Insecta; Hymenoptera; Formicidae
Product: UPF0687 protein C20orf27 homolog
Exons: 4
Coding region: 214-681 (155 amino acids)
Source: RefSeq, a predicted model, not a curated record